Messenger RNA from Nannizzia gypsea CBS 118893, 1614 nucleotides. Its product is annotated as FF domain-containing protein. Gene Ontology annotation, molecular function: transcription coregulator activity; RNA polymerase binding. Gene Ontology annotation, cellular component: nucleus. The transcript has 2 exons. The record is from RefSeq and is a predicted model, not a curated record. Bases 1 to 1614 code for a protein of 537 amino acids. NCBI's taxonomy places the organism in Eukaryota, Fungi, Ascomycota, Eurotiomycetes, Onygenales, Arthrodermataceae.
AUGCUGAAGUCGACUUACACUCCGACUAACGCCUUACCGCCGGGAUGGACCGAGCAUAAGGCGCCCUCGGGGCAUCGAUAUUACUAUAAUGCAGAGACGAAGCAGUCAACGUAUAAACGGCCGGCUGAAGAAACACCCGUGCCAGUGGCGGUACCAGCUGCAUUGCCGUCAUACCCGCUACAAUUUCAACCACCCAGCCAUGGAACGCGAGGCUUUGACCCGAGCUUUCAAGGGCUCUCCCGGACUAAAGAGCCUUAUAGAAAACAUCAUCACCCCAAAGACCGACCGAAGUCCAAACAUUCAAUACCCGGAUGCGCUCCAUGGGUCCUGGUAAAGACAAAGUUGGGGCGUCGGUUUGUGCACAACCCAGAAACAAACGAGAGCUUUUGGAAAUAUCCUACGGAAGUGAUGAAGGGUGUUGUGGAAUACGACCGGGUCGAGCGAGAAGCUAAGGAAAGGCGUGAGAGGGGGAAAGAAGAGAUGCCGAUAGCAGCGGCCGAUACUGAACCGUCUGACAAGCGGGUGGAAGUAGUAUCAACACCUGGAGAAGUCGUUCCCGAGAGGAGAGAUUCCGAUAGCGAAUAUGAGGAAGUGGAAGUGACGGAUGAUGAAGAGAACGCUCCCUCAAAGAGGCUCAAGGCCGACGAGGAAAUUAACCAACAAGUCGAAUUUAACGAGGACGACAUCGAGUAUCAGCUGGCUGCCAUGGCAGGUGACUAUGAUGGUGACCCCGGCGACUACGAUGAGUAUGACGAGGCUGGCGAAGCCGACUGGCAAGAAAAUGCAGAGGAGCCACCACUCUCUGAAGAGGAUACCAACGUUCUGUUCCGUGACUUGCUUGACGACUUCAGGAUAAGCCCGUAUACUCCCUGGGAAAAUAUCAUUGAAGAAGGAAAGAUAGUUUUUGACCCGAGAUACACGGUCCUACCGAAUAUGAAAUCAAGACGGGAGGUUUGGUCUAAAUGGAGCCGUGACCGAAUACAUGAGCAUAAGGAACAGAAGAAAAAGGAACAACAGGCGAACCCUCGAAUUGGAUACUUUGCUCUUCUACAUGAAUAUGCUACUCCUAAACUCUACUGGCCUGAGUUUAAGCGCAAGUAUCGAAAGGAACCGGAGAUGAAAGAUAGCAGAAUACCGGAGAAAGAGAAAGAGAAGCACUACCGUGACCAUAUUACGAGGCUAAAACUGCCAGAGAGUACCCGAAAAUCCGAUCUCUCUUCGUUAUUGAAAUCUAUCCCGUUAUCGUCACUCAAUAUGUCAACUUCGAUCCACACUCUGCCCCAGCAAAUUCUUGCUGACCUCCGAUAUAUAUCCUUGCCCGCACAGACCCGGAAUGAGCUCAUUGGAUCUUAUAUCCUUACACUACCCCCUGCACCAGAGCAACAAGAUACCUUAGAUGAAGCCGAAAAAGCGGAACAGCUAAAGAAAGAGCAGGAACGGCGAAAGCGGGAGAAGGCCUUGCAUGACCGUGAAAUGAGAGUGCAAGAAGACAAGCGAAGACAGCACAGAGCUGUUAUGCAUGGCAAAGAUGCCCUUCGCCAGGAAGACGCUGAGAUUCAAAGAGCUAUGAAAGUAGGCAGGGAAGGUCUAAAGAGUUAUAUCGAUGACACCUAG